Molecule: messenger RNA, 857 nt
Organism: Armigeres subalbatus
Lineage: Eukaryota; Metazoa; Arthropoda; Insecta; Diptera; Culicidae
Exons: 2
Coding region: 88-390 (100 amino acids)
Source: RefSeq, a predicted model, not a curated record
AAACAAAAGUGUCUGAGUUCACCAACACCUCGAAUGCCUAACAGAUAAGAGCAUAGAGUUGGUUUAUGCCGUUGUAACAGUUGAAACAUGAAACUCCACAAGAACAUAGUGUUGAAUCUGCUCUUGCUGUUGUGCCUCUCUACAGUGCUUCCGGAAUGUCUAGCACAAGAGGACGAAACCGUCACUGAAGCACUGACCACGACGAAUCCAACCGUUGUCGCGGAAGAAGUCUCAGAUGAUUUGGAUUCGCCAACCACCACCAUUCCGGACGAAACGAAUGGGGAACUAAAUGAGAAUGGGAUUGCGGUUACUAACAUCUUAACUGCUCCGUGUCCUACGGGGUAUAAACUCGACCAAAAAGGCGUUUGCAGGAAGGUCAGCGUGUUUUAAAGCACGACGAGCUUAUUUUCUUAUUCAUUUAAUGUUCAUGACCGUGACCUCAAAAAAAAAAAAUUAAUAAUGGGCAAGUGUGUGACAUCAUUCGAUUACAUUGAGAAGCAAGACGUGGAUCAGAGUGUUCGGUUUUAUUAAAUCUACACAUAAUGAGAUUACUUUCAAAUGAUUCUUAAUACAAAUUGAAGCAAAUGGCCUAGUGUUUAACUUUGCAUCUCCCCUUACGGUCUGGUGCUUGACCUGUAGGGCACACGACGGGUCCGUCCAAUAGUGCAAAUGGUUUUGGGAUGUGAAGAUUUGAGGUCUCGUCUUCAGUUUGAACCGACGCAGCUUCACGUUCAGGUGACACUGUUGUUUGUGUUUCUUCCAAAAGGUCAGGAGACUCCGUUGUUCUGCUUUCCACUUGUGGAUAGAUGUUGUAAUAAUAGCUAAACUGAUAUACAACUGGUCGCACGUAGUGAUGA